AAGGCAGCAGGUCAGAUUCUUUUUCUGGCCGCCGCCUCGAUGCGCAAUUUUGACGUCACGGCGGGCGACGCCGAACACUGGAGCGGGCAAGAUGGCUCCUCAGGAAACUGCUGCGUGUGAAUGAAGCGGGAAAGCUUUCCUACCUUGACAGUCUCGUGUAUACCCCGUCCCUUAUUCUAUGGAGGGGGGACGGGGACGAAACUGAGGCGCUAAAAGCAGAGGAGCUCCAGCAAAUAUGCUACAAAUAAUGGUCAGAGCUUGUUUGGAAAGUCAGUGGAGGCCGGCUUAUUCCCAAAUACACAGUUGCUUACUGCAAAAGCACAUUAAAAACUGGCACAGGAGCCUUAGCAUAACAAACAUACAAUGUUCAAAACUGCGGAAAAUCUGUAAAGGAAAUAUGUCUGAGAAGAAGCUGAGUCGUUAUUUCGUGGAUCAUCGAAAGGUACGUGUGAUAGGAGGGAAAGGAGGAGAUGGUAUUGCCUGUUUUCUCAGUGAACCUAGAAAAGAAUUUGGAGGUCCCAAUGGUGGAGAUGGAGGAGAUGGGGGACACGUUAUAUUUAAAGUGGAUCGGCAAGUCAAAUCCUUGGCUUCCCUCUACCCAUUUUAUAGAGGCUACAGUGGGGAAAAGGGGGGAAGCAAAAACUGUUAUGGAUCAGCUGGCAGGCACCUGUAUGUUAAGGUACCUCUUGGUACCAUAAUUAAGGAAGGCCCUAACGUUGUAGCGGACCUCAACCAUCACGGGGAAGAAUACGUUGCAGCCUAUGGUGGAACCGGGGGCAAAGGCAACCGUUUCUUUCUGGCAAAUGACAACCGAGCACCAACAACUGUCACUUUAGGAGAUCUGGGUCAAGAAAGAUUCCUUCACUUGGAGCUCAAAACUAUGGCCCAUGCAGGGAUGAUAGGAUUCCCCAAUGCUGGGAAAUCUUCCCUCUUGCGAGCAAUCUCCAGGGCAAAACCCGCUGUGGCUCCCUACCCAUUCACAACCCUGAAUCCUCACGUAGGCAUUGUUCACUACGAAGACUACGAGCAGAUUGCAGUUGUAGAUAUCCCUGGGAUAAUAAAAGGAGCCCACGAAGACCGAGGACUUGGCCUGGCCUUUCUGAGACAUAUUGAACGCUGCUGUUUUCUUCUCUUCGUGUUGGAUCUCUCUGUGGCUGAGCCCUGGGCUCAUUUGGAAGCCUUGAAGUAUGAACUGGAACAGUAUAAAGUUGGCUUGUCAAAGGUUCCUCAUGCCAUUGUUGCAAAUAAGUUUGAUCUUCCAGAAUCCAAGAACCAUUUGCCUCUCCUCAAGGAGAAAGUGAAGCAGAGGGUCAUCCCACUCUCCGCUCUGACGGGAGAAAAUCUGGAGGAACUGUUGGUGCAUUUGAGAGAACUCUAUGAUGAUUAUCUGAAAACAGAAAAAGAACAGGCUCGCAAGCCAUUGAAAUGGUAGUUGGUAACAGAACUCUUCCAUUAUUGUUUUGAGAUAGGAAGGACAUUUGGAGUUUGGGCGUGGACAAGAGGGCCAGUCUCUAGAAGCAGAAUAAAGCUGCUUUUUUAUUAUUAUUAUUCUUUAAGGUUAUAAGGAGAUACACAGAGCGCUACCAACAGAGUGCUCUAGAAGCAGAUAAGAAGGAAUGACCCAUCUACACAAACAAUAAAUUAAGCAAGAGACGAGUCCACCAGGCUACAGAAAGUGAAAUGUUCUUAAGCUUAUUGAGACUUACAGGGCAUAGUUUAAUCAAAAGAACAUUCAAUGAUUUAAUAAAGGUAUGUUUAUUUAUUAUGA
Crotalus tigris (Tiger rattlesnake) is the source of this 1768-nucleotide messenger RNA. RefSeq names its product mitochondrial ribosome associated GTPase 2 (gene MTG2). The transcript has 7 exons. The coding region runs from base 236 to 1432 and encodes 398 amino acids. The record is from RefSeq and is a predicted model, not a curated record. Gene Ontology annotation, molecular function: magnesium ion binding; GTP binding; GTPase activity. Gene Ontology annotation, cellular component: mitochondrion. Lineage: Eukaryota; Metazoa; Chordata; Lepidosauria; Squamata; Viperidae.